GUUCUCACCGCACCGGACGCUGUAACGUACCGGACCGUGUAAAAAAAUAUUACCAGGCCUUUAAUGCGCCGUUUUCACUUUUUGAGCAAUGACGCUUUUACUGGAUUACCAAUUUGCACCGCUCUCAGACAAUAAGGAGAUCGGCACAAAGGCGUUUUUGGAGUCUGUAUCUCAUCUGCCGUCUUUCUUUGAUUGCCUUGGUUCCAAAGUCUUUGCACCAAUUAGGGAUGACAUAAACAGAAACAUCACAAAAAUUAAAGCUGUCUAUGACUCAGAUCCAGUGAAGUAUGAAACACUUCAGCAGAUCCUGAUAGCUGAGAAAAGCAUCUAUGGUUCAGAAUGGCCUAAAGCUGGAGCUACACUGGCACUUAUGUGGUUAAAAAGAGGUUUGCGGUUCAUCCAGAUUUUAUUGCAAAGUCUAGCUGAUGGUGAAAAAGAUGAAGAAAAUCCCAAUCUUAUCCGCAUCAAUAUUUCUAAAGCAUAUGAUGAAGCCCUCAAAAGGUACCAUGGCUGGAUAGUCCAGAAGGUUUUCAAGGCUGCAUUAUUUGCUGCACCCUACCGGUCGGAUUUUCUUAAAGCUUUAUCCAAGAAUCAAGAAGUUGCUGAGGAGGAUUGCUUAUCUAAAGUUCGUCAGUUUUUAAUAAACUUCACGGCGACUGUGGAUGGCAUUUAUGAAAUGUAUUCAAUAAUGAAUGCUGAAUUAGAUUACCAGGUUUAAAAUGUUGCUUUUUGUGGAUUUACAUGUUUCUGACAGGGCCUUUCUCCUUACAAAAUAGAUACACAGAUCAAUUGUCAUAAUGAUCAUUGUUGUGAUUUUAGAUUAGAUCAUUCUAUAUUGUACUGUAUUAAAGGGAAUUUUCCUGUAUUUACUUAUUAUA
Molecule: messenger RNA, 878 nt
Organism: Paramisgurnus dabryanus
Lineage: Eukaryota; Metazoa; Chordata; Actinopteri; Cypriniformes; Cobitidae
Gene: gltpb
Product: glycolipid transfer protein b
Biological process (GO): ceramide transport; intermembrane lipid transfer
Cellular component (GO): cytosol; cytoplasm; membrane
Molecular function (GO): ceramide 1-phosphate transfer activity; ceramide 1-phosphate binding
Source: RefSeq, a predicted model, not a curated record